AUGAAGAUUCAAAGUUUUUCAACAGCGCUUCUGCUGCUGCAUGGAGCUCGCGCGGAUGCAGCAUCCAGCGGCCAGAAGGAAAUCGAAUGGAGUGACUGUGCCGAGCUCAACAGCACCGAACCCAUCCAGUGCGCAAACUUGACGAUGCCUCUCGACUACACCUCGCCCAACUCAAGUAAGACACUGGAUUUACAACUUCUCCGCAUUCCUGCCACUCGGCAGCCCUCAAAGGGUAGCAUCUUGUUCAACUUUGGCGGUCCUGGUGUAGCUGGACGACCUACCAUGGCUGGACUUGGAGGGGCUCUCAGGAAUGCUACCAGCGAGUAUCAUGACCUCGUCACGUUUGACCCACGUGGAACUGGAAACACGAUCCCAUUCAGCUGUUUCGAGGACCAAGAUGAGUUAAACGCCUACAUCCUCCGCAACCCUAAAGCAUGGGCCCUCAUGACUUCCCCGAACUUCUCGUCCAACUCCUCAGACGUGACUCCAGGUAGGCUCUGGGCCUCCACGAAGCUCCUUGUCGACAAGUGCUAUGAGAAGAACCAGGAGAUUGGCGGCCUGUAUGGCACUGCGUUUGUGGCCAGGGACAUGAUGCAGAUUGUGGAUGCUCUGGGUGAAGAUGGCCUGUUGAGAUAUUGGGGUUACUCUUACGGGACUAUCUUAGGCCAGACGGCGGCUGCCAUGUUCCCCGACAGAAUUGACAGGAUGGUCCUAGACGGAAAUCUUAACGGUCAUGAAUACUACAACGCUUGGGACGACGAGCAAUGGGCGAGUGCCGACGAAGCCUUCAGCGCCGUCUUCCAAUCAUGCGUCGCAAGUCCGUCCACUUGCCCCUUAGCCCACCGAAAUCAGACCGCCCAAGAGCUCGAAGAUGCAACUUAUGCCCUCAUGAACAACCUCAACUCCCGCCCCAUUCCUUUCAACGGCACUUGGAUCGACUACAAUGUCGUCAAGGCGGGCAUCAUGUCUGCUUUGUAUAACCCGGCCUAUUGGCCCCUUCUCACACGGGGUCUGGACGCACUGAUGUCCGGAAACUACACUCUCUUCACAGAGAUGUCUGCUAAGUUAUCGUCGUCAUAUGACAACAUCGGCACAAGUUCCGAUGCGCAGCUACAAAUCAGAUGUGGCGAUAAGAUUGCACGGGUAGACACGCUUGACGAGUUUCUUCCCAUAAUGGACAGACAGGUACGCAGCAGCAAGAUCUUUGGCGAUAUCCAGAUCAUCUUGGAGAUGAUUUGCGCUCAGUGGAGGCUGAACGCGAAGGAGCGAUAUGCUGGGGAUUUUGCCGUGAAGACGAGGCACCCGCUAAUGUUCAUCGGGAACACGGCUGACGCGUUUGCGCCACUUGUUUCGGCCAAGAACAUGAGCGAUGCCUUUGAAGGGAGCAGGGUGUUGCAUGUUGAUGGAUAUGGGCACGGCUCUUUUGGGGUAUCGAGGUGUGCGGCGCUGGCUACGGCCGAUUACUACGUGAAUGGGACGUUGCCCAAGGAGGAUGCGUUUUGUGAGCUGGAUGUCCCCAUCUUGUAG
This is a messenger RNA of Colletotrichum gloeosporioides, 1527 nucleotides long. RefSeq lists its product as uncharacterized. The record is from RefSeq and is a predicted model, not a curated record. The transcript is spliced from 6 exons. Bases 1 to 1527 code for a protein of 508 amino acids. Lineage: Eukaryota; Fungi; Ascomycota; Sordariomycetes; Glomerellales; Glomerellaceae.